CAAAGAUGUCCGCGCAGGUUUGAAAACCCGCUGUAGCCAAAUCCGCAGUUUGGCUCCCGAACCGAGUUGUUUUUAUGUCGUCGCCGGUGGAAGCUCAUACAAAAGAAAGACAAGGACUCCGCGACAAGAGCCAGACUAUUCCUUAUUAUCAGAAAUAAUGCUGAUAUCUGUAACUCAUGUCGGAAGUCGUGUAUGAAGAGACAGCCACGAUGAUUGCCGCAGGGGAAUUGCAGUCGUUUGUCCCGUUUGGCCGCGAGCACUGCAGGAACCAUCCAAACGCCUUCAACCUGCAGCUCAGAGAGCUCCAGCCCGCCUCCGAGCUCUGGUCGUCAGAUGGCGCCGCCGGCCUGGUGGGGUCCCUGCAGGAAGUUAGUCUGCAGGAGAGAGACAGGGAAUGCUGGCAACUUAGGAAGGGCUGCAGGGGAGUCAGGGAGGAGGAUGUGGAGUUUGAAGAGGAGCUCUAUGCAGCAGGAAAUGUGGUCGUCUGGAGCCAGGGCAGUCGGACCCAAGCCUCCAGUGUAUACAAGGCCUUCACUGUUGACAGCCCAGUACAGCAGGCCUUAUGGUGUAACUUUGCUGUUCCUCAGAACAAGAAAGAUGAGGAAGAAGAGGAGCAGACAGUGUGUAUUGUCCAGAGUACCUGUGUCAAUGUUCACACUGUGACUGGGAAGGAUUUUAUCUCACCACUACCCUUCCAGGUCUCAGAUGUCUGGGCGACCAAGUUUGGACUUUUGUUGGAACGGAAAAACACAGUGACUGACGCACAGCUAAGCCCCCCUGGGGAACCUCUGCCCACAGUGUUCAGCAUGUUGCAUCCUCUAGAUGAGAUUGCACCAGUGGUGUUUAAGCCUACAGGCCUGUUUGAUGGCUCCCGAGUACAGUAUGCGUCUGACUCUACCAUGAAGAUAGUGUUCAGCUGCUGUCAGCCCUCUAUAGUUGUCUCCUAUGACACUGUACAGGGAAUACACUCUGUCUGGGCCCUGCGCAAGGUCACACAUGAUGAGCGUUCUACAGUCCUGCGGUGUCCGGCAGAGCCAGUCGGCACGCCGUUGGGUCUGAUGGCUUCAGGCUUCCUUACCUCUCACCUCCGUAACAUCUCCCGUCUGGACUCCCCCGGUGGGAGUGGGACGGCUGGGCUCGGUCCUGGAACUGGAACAAGUUGUCCUGUUGGCACGGGCUCUCCUCUCCACUACAGCGCUCUGCACAGCCACCAGAGCAGGAUCAUGACGUCCUCACCGGGAAUACACUCCCGAGUUCAUUCCCCGAGCAUAUCCAACAUGGCUGCCCUCAGCCGUGCCCACUCUCCAGGCAUGGCGGCUCCGUCCUUUUCAGGCGUGGCUCGUUUCAACACGUCUUUCCACAGCCCGUCCCCAAGGGGACACCAUGGUUUGUUACCCUCUCCCAACAGCACGAUCAAUGAGACGAUGCUGGUCCCGGAGAUGGAGCCCAUCAUACCUGACCUCUGCAUAGAACAGCUGUGGAGUGAGACGGUCACUGCUGGCUGUCACAGGGAGAUGAGCAGCCAGGCGUCUAAAGUAUUCCUGACCUCUGACGUCUGUGAGAACUGCUACCUCUGUUUCCUGGUGGAGUCUCAUCAACAGCUCAGGUGUGUGAAGUUUAUUGAGAGCAACGAUACGUCUCAGCUCAUCUUCGCCUCUGUCACCUCCAUCCCUGCCAAAGACGCAGAACCUCUGCAGAAUAUAGAUGCCAUGCUCGUUCUGGAGGCCUGUGGCAGUCUGGUUCUCUACACAGGAAUCACAAGGGUCAGUAAGGUGUUUGUCCCUGGACUCCUGUCGCCCACCUUCAGCAUGACCAACCACCUUCCUCACCUCAGCACGCCAGUGGAGAAUGUUAGCACGCCGGCUAACGCUGGCAGUAGGCACCUCCAAAGACUUGAUGAGGCCGUGAUGCCUUCACCAGUGUCAGAGCUGAGGGGUCCAAACAUUAAACACCAUGAAGCUUCAUUUUUGGAAGAUUACACCUUCCAACAAGCCAUGCCCUACAUCCACGCCUUGCGAGAUCCCGUCUGCAACCGGGUCACCCUGGAACUUAACAGUGGCACAAUGCUGCGGAUCUCUAUCCCAGAGAUCGCCACUUCAGAGCUGGUGAGGAAAUGCCUUCAGGCGAUUCGUUUAAUUCUGCCCAAGGAAGCUGCCAUGAAGGUUUUGGUAAAAUGGUAUAACAUCUACAACGCCCCCGGCGGUCCCAGUGCCCAUGCAGAGUGGAACCUGUUUGUCACCUGUUUCAUGACGUUGAUGGGCUACAACACUGAGCGUCUGACUUGGACAAGAAACCUGCAUUUUGAAGUGCCUCUUUCUCCAGUGAUUGCAGCCAAGAAGGCUCGUCCCUCUGACGGAGGCUCUGAUGAGGACUGGGACUAUGUGUUGGGCUCUCAUUACCACCGUCAGAUGAAUUUCCAGCCUGUCUGCAGUCCAGUGGACUCCAGUGGCUCCAACAAUACUCUCACCACAGAAACCGAGAGCCUAUCCUCUGCGUCUGCUCCCUCCAGUCCAUCUCUGAAAUUGGACAGUUCAGCUCCUCUCUUCCCCCACAUUCCUGCACUUUUCUACGUUCUCCAUCUGCUCUAUCAGGAACUGCAGCUGGACGAGCUGCAGAGAGCAAGAGCCUCAUCAUUGGUCUGUCUGCUGCAGCAGCUGGCCAGAGACCUCCAGUUGGAUGAAUAUGUGGAUCUGUACUGGAGAGACUACCCUGCUUUAAUCAGCAGCUUCACUGAGAGCUUCCUCAUAGACCAGGCUCAGAUGCAGCAUCCCUCCUUCCUGAGGACAGAGCCUCCUUGUGUGUUCAGCUGGCUCAGUAGUUGUCUGAGAGGAGAAGAGAGCCCACCUUUCCCCUACCUGCCCGGCAUCUGUCAGAGGACCAGGCUGCUGGUUCUGAGUUACGCUCUCUACAUCACUGGAGAUGAAAAUGCUACUUCGACAGACGUGUCAAAGUACCUGGUCAAGCUUUCUGCAGGCCAGAAGUCCUGUGCCAGUGAACCGCACUACAGAAGACAGAGCAGCGUGAAGGUCAAGUUUUCUAGCGAGAGUCUUGCUGUGCAGCUGGUGGCGUGGCUCACCUCAGAAGGUUUCACCCUGAAGGACCUGGAGUCAGUGCCGUUUGGUGUGGCUUUGCCCAUCAGAGAGGCCAUCUACCGCUGCCGGGAGCAGCCAUGUUCUGAUUGGUCUGAGGAGGUCUGUAUGCUGAUAGGGCGACAAGAUCUCACCAGACAAGCCCACAAGAUGACCCUGGCCAAGAGCAAAGCCUCUGUAGGUUCAGGUCUGUCCUUGGAGCCUCCUGCCACCACAGAAGCAGAUGAGGAGGAAGAUGGGAUGUCCGACAUAAUUCAAGAGGUCACAGGGCUGAUCUGGAGUCAAGAUCUGAGGGUCCAGGAGGUCAGGAGGCUCCUGCAGAGUUCCAGACCUGUCAGAGUCAGUGUUGUCCAGCUACCGGAGGUUUCUGACCAUGAAUACAUAGAGGAGAAAGAGAAUAAACUCCUGCAGCUGUGUCAGAGGACCAUGGCUCUCCCCGUUGGCCGAGGCCUCUUCACUCUCUUCUCCUAUCACCCUGUACCGACUGAACCUCUGCCUGUCCCCAAACUCAACCUGACAGGCCGCGCCCCUCCUAGGAACACUAUGGUAGAUCUGAACAGUGGGAAUAUUGAUGUUCCUCCCAAUAUGACUAGCUGGCCCAGCUUCCAUAACGGAGUAGCUGCUGGACUCAAAAUAGCCCCAGCUUCACAGGUGGACUCAGCCUGGAUUGCUUACAACAAGCCAAAGAGUCCUGAGCUGGCUAAUGAGUAUGCAGGCUUUCUAAUGGCCCUAGGCCUCAACGGACAUCUCACCAAGCUGGCAACACUCAACAUACAUGACUACCUCACCAAGGGCCAUGAGAUGACCAGCAUUGGACUCCUACUGGGCGUGUCCUCAGCCAAACUGGGCACCAUGGACAUGUCAAUUACCCGUCUGCUUAGCAUACACAUCCCAGCCCUUCUCCCACCCACGUCUACUGAGCUGGACGUACCACAUAAUGUUCAGGUUGCUGCUGUAAUUGGCAUUGGGCUGGUUUACCAGGGAACAGGACACAGACACAAUGCUGAAGUCUUGCUGUCUGAGAUAGGUCGACCCCCUGGUCCUGAGAUGGAGUACUGUACUGACAGAGAGUCCUAUUCAUUAGCUGCGGGACUAGCACUGGGCAUGGUCUGUCUGGGGCAUGGCAGCAACUUGAUUGGGAUGACAGACCUGAAUGUUCCUGAGCAGCUGUAUCAGUACAUGGUGGGGGGUCACCGCAGAGCUCAGGCCGGGGCCAACCGGGAGAGACACAAGUCCCCCAGCUACCAAAUCAAGGAAGGCGACACUAUCAAUGUGGAUGUGACGUGUCCGGGGGCCACGCUGGCCCUUGCCAUGAUUUACCUCAAGACCAACAACAGGUCGAUUGCUGAUUGGCUGAAACCUCCAGACACUUGGUUCCUGCUGGAUUUCAUCAAGCCAGAGUUUCUGCUGUUGAGGACCCUUGCUCGGUGUAUUAUCAUGUGGGAUGAAAUCCUCCCUAAUACUGAGUGGGUCAAGAGUAACAUACCCCAGAUCAUGAGGGGCACUUUUGACCCUUCAGAGGACAUUAACAUGGAGACAAUGGCCCAAGCCCAAGACUACAUUACAGCUGGGGCCUGUAUGGCACUGGGCUUACGCUUUGCUGGGUCUGCCAACUCUGACGCCUUUGACUGCCUCUAUGAGUUUGCCAGGACCUUCAUGAAGAUCAUGUCUUUUGCUGGGACAGCUGCUGUUCAGACAGGUUAUUAUAAUCUGCAGACCGGUCUGUCAAUGAUCCUGUUGGCUAUGUCCAUGGUCAUGUCCGGCACCGGGAACCUGAAGGUCCUGCAGCUCUGUCGCUUUUUCCACAAGCGAACCGGCGGCGAGAUGAACUAUGGCUUCCACAUGGCUCAUCAUAUGGCACUAGGCCUGCUCUUCCUGGGAGGCGGCAGGUACACCCUGAGCACCUCCAAUUCAGCCAUCGCUGCUCUGCUGUGUGCCCUGUAUCCACACUUCCCAGCUCACAGUACUGACAACCGCUACCACCUGCAGGCCCUGCGGCACCUGGCCGUGCUGGCUGCUGAGCCACGCCUGCUGGUCCCUGUGGAUGUGGACUCCCUAAAGCCCUGCUACGCCCUGUUAGAGGUCACAUACAAGGAGACAAAGUGGUACGAUGAGACGACAGUAGAAUUGAUGGCUCCCACCAUGCUUCCUGAGCUGCACCAUCUCAAACGGGUAAAGGUGAAGGGGCCUCGUUACUGGGAACUAUCCAUAGACCUCAGCAAAGAAACGCAGCACCUCAAGUCCAUCCUGUCUAAAGAUGGGGUGUUGUAUGUAAAACUGCGGGCGGGCCAGCUGCCCUACAAAGACGACCCUCAGGGUUGGAAGAGCCUGCUGGCCUCCACGGUCAACCACCGCAACUCCGGAGUCCGAGCCUUCAAGCCUGAAGCCAUCUCUACGUUCACCUCAGAGCCCACCUUGGUCUCCUUCGCCGAGUUGUUCUGUAAAACAUCUGAAGGAAUGAAACACAGGGAGGAUACUCUGAUGUUGUUCUCGGCCAUGCUGUAUGAAUGUGUGAUGCAGGAGUGUCCAGAGAUGCUUCCCACAUAUAUUGCUAUCGAGCAGGCGGUGGGCGCUCUGAGCCGGAGUGACCUGCUGCAGACCUUCCCCCUGUGGCAGCUACGUCUGGUGGUGGAGUUGUGGGACAGCAGGAUGCUGCGCAGUGCCACUAAUCACCACGACGCCCUCCUCACCUCAGAGUUCCUGCCCGUUAUGAAGAACAUGGUGGACGUAGCACUGGACAGCUGGCUCAAAGAAAACAGCUCAGUGUUGAGGUCCUACAUGAGGGGCGAGGCCCUCCCUAAGGAAACCCAGUCUGUUACGUUGGCCUGCUUCCUGGUGUACCGCUCUAUCCCGUGUCUCAGGAACACACACACACAACUGGAGGGCUGCAGAUCACUCGGGGAUUUACUGUCACGUAGCAGCCAGCUGGGCAUCCCUCUCAGAGACCUGCUAAGGCUGGCCCCCGUCCUGCUGGGCUCUGUAUCAGGACCACGGACACUGCCGGGCUUCCCUUUGCAAGCAUUUUGAUCCUGAUGCUCAGAACUGCGCAACUGGCGGGUAACCUCUCAGAGACGCCAUUCAUAGCCUUAUGUUCGCAUUGUGAGCACAGGUAGGACAGGUAGCUGAUUUCUACCUGCAACACCCACAGGUGGGUCUGACAAAAUGCAACCAUGAGACGUCUUGCGUUUCACUGCAUCCCUGUGGUGUGGCUGCCCUGCCUGAGGAGAACAGUUAAAAAAAAAUACAGACUUUAUUUCCUUCUCUGCGACUAGAAAAUGAAAUAAUUCAUCUUAGAGUUUUGUAAUAUAAUAUUUCUAUUUAGUUUUUUUUUUACACAACAUAAAGAAAGUUUGGGCUUCAGUGAUGACGCAGUGCAUGUGCCAUUUUUGUGGUACAACAAAUCCAGAAUGGGGUAUUUUUUCAUGGGUACAACCUGCUUAAAAGUCCAGCGGCAGGCGACUUUUCCUCCUCACCAAACAAGGACAGAUACCACUGGUCAGUACAAAAUGAAUAGUCAUACCAGGGCCCGUGCCUGGGUUCAGGCCUCUGUGCUGUGAGGACGGGAAAACCGAGGCAAGACAAUAAAAAACGAAAAGUACCUGCACACCUCAUGAAUACUGUGACUUUUUCCCUGUCUUAACUUCUCCCCGCGAGGUAGAAAAUCUUUCGGAAAACACUCGUGCUUUCACCUAGGUGUUAUUUGAUGUUUGACAAAGAGCAGCUGAGGGUUUGCUGCUCAUGAAUCUACCAAGAGAACAGCACUCUUACUUGUUUUUUUGCUCUAUUGUCUCAUUGGCUGAAACUGAAUCAGCCUCCAUACAACAUUGUCCGUCGUGUCUCUGCGUGUCUAACACAGAUCUUAUUGUUGUAGUGCCAGCAUUGCAUCCCUGUGGUCAAGAUGAAGGUCUUUUGAAGUGAAUCGAAGAUCAAAACGGGCUGUGGGUUUGCUUCGGGUGAUUCCCCACAUGAAAGGAAUCCCCUAAUCUACCGGUGGUGUUUUUGUCAUAAAGCAGAGCCCUCCACAGAUAAGACAGAAUUUAUUCAGUCUUUGCACUUUGUGGGAAAAAGUUGGCUUUUUGUCUCUUACAUUUGAUGAGUUAAGUAAAUCAAAUGAUGCCUUUGUGAUUCUGUACAACAGGUCUGGUGCGUUGAUCGUCUCCUAUGGCUUCUGAUCAAGCUGUUUAAUUUUAUUUAGGCAUUUUAUAAAGUGAUAUAACAAAGAACAGACUCUGUAAAAUAAUAAUAAAAUUCAUUAUCUAACCAUCACACAAGAAUUAAAUGGACUUGAUGUCCUGGAAACCAACGGCUGAGCUGGAAGCAAUCUAAAUAUUGCAGGUUAAUGGAUUCCAAAAUAUAAACCUGAGAGGUCAGGGGGCCAGAGCCUCUGUACAGUGUGAUAGAGCUCAGUUAAAAGACAUCUACACAACAUUUGUGUCUCUUUCAGUCUGAGGACCCUUCUAUUUGUCUGUGCCCAGGGGGCCCAUUUUCUCCUAAUCUGUCCACAUGUUAAUGAUAAAGAUACUAGAAUUAAAUAUGAAACCAGCAGCAGAGUCUCUCCUGUGUGGGAAGAGAACAUUAACAAAUAGUGCUCUGAGUGGUCAAACUAAAAGGUUAAAGAACAGGAAGAGCGCUGUCAGUGGCGGUAAACAUCAGCACGCAUCUAGUGAACACGUAAAUAGCCACGGCUGCAAGUGAAAUCAGAUACUUUCCGCAGUGUCAGGGUGUUUUUUUGCAAACAUUCGCACAGUUUUGCAACGCUGUUAUAUUUUCUCAUGCAGUUGCAUUUGCAUAUCUUUGGUGUUUUUAGGAUUGUGGGACUUUCCUACCAGUGCAUGAAAGCAGUGUAAGUGCCUAAAACUGUUUGAUGGUGGAAAUCCCAGAUCGUCACCAAAAUCUAAUUGACCAUUUCUUGGGCUGAUGCCUAUCUGUCCUACAAGAUUUCCAGACUGUGGCCCAAAGCUUUUCACUGUGAAGCGUUUUUAUUUGAUCUUUGUUCUCCAUCUGCAGAUGAAUUGCAAACAGGGAUUGCCAAUAGAUAAUUCGACAUACCUUAAAAAAUAUUCAGUCCACUGACUGACACACAAGACUUAUAACAACACCUCUGAGUCAAAGCAAAGAUGGCAGCCUGCCUGCUGCCUCGAUAGGACACAGAGACGCAACUUGGGAAACACAUUAAAAAUCUGUUUUAUAAUUCAGCAGAUGAAGUAUUUUGAAAGAAUACUAAUAGAGUGACAAAAUCCACUAAUAUCCCCUUUUUUCAGGUAUUUCUUUGACAUUACUGAGGCUCAGAAUGUCCCAGUGUGUGUGUCUCCCAGUGUCAGACUUUGAAAAUCCCUGCCUCAGCCUUUAAAGCCACUGAAAUGUCCUGGGUUUCGAUGCCCAACUCAGGAUAGAGACCCUAAUGUCAUGAAGUUAGUGUGUGGGAGGAUGCGCAAUGUGUGUUCAGCUCCCAGUCUCAGAUCAUUUUUAACCAACAGCUCUGAGAACAUUCCAGAGAAAAUGGAAAACAUCCGAACAAACAAGUGGCCCACACCCUCCUCACAGAGCUGCAGCACACAGAACAGCUCCCCACUGAUCACAGCUCCUUACAUGGUAAAGUGUGUUUGUAUUUUAAUUUUUUUUUUUAUGUGCAAAGAGAUUAAAUAAGUUUUAUCUAAGGGCUCAUUCACCUAACCCAUUGCUGGAGUAAACAUUUCAGCUGCCUCAGGGUCAUUUACUGUCUGCAAAUGGCGACAGAUUUCAUUACUGCAUGAGGAAAAACUUUUUGGCAGUGUUAGUGAUUAGCACCAAAGGAGGAUAUGAUAAUGUGCCAACAAGUGUUCUCUCUAUCUGUUUUAAUUCUGCUCUUCCUCAUACCGAGGCUAAUUCCCAUGGUUUGGGCAGACAACAUGCAGGAUUUGAAGCAUCUGUUAAGCUCUGAAUUGCCUGGUCCACCCACAUUUAAACACCAUUGUGCGUCCUGCUGAACGAAGUAUUAAACAAACCUUCUCUAGACAGUUUUCUUGGCAUUAUAACCGUGAAAAGGCCCCAAACAAGCGACCAGACAUGACUCACAUGCUUCUGAUGGAUGAAAAAAAAACUUUCAGACCCACGACUGUGUGGACUUGGGAGUUCCGUUUUGCCACAAGAAGAUAUUUGUGGUUAUUUCUGUUAUGUCUUUCAAACAUACUUCCUGCCUUUUAUCAUCACUCAGAGUGGGUGGAUACUUGACAUGGUUCUUGUCUGCACCUAAACACUUCUCACUAUUGUAAGAGUCUCCAUUCUGUAAUUGCUCUAUUUAAUCUCAGUUGUAUGAGCCAACAGUUGUUGGGGACAUUGUACACCCACAUUGUACACGCCAAAAUAAAAAUAGCGACAGAAGAAUUGAAAGCACCUGAGAUCUGGCCUCUCAAUCCGCCUCUUCCAGAGGAACAAAACUAUCUCCUGCCAAUAUUUUAACAGUUUUGGAUGUUUCAUGUGAGAAGAUUCUACAUUUGUGUUCUUCUCUGUGCUUUUCUUGUUGGUUUGAAGUGGAUGAAGUUCAGGUGGAAAAAGGUGAUGCCACAUACCUUUGUGCACCAAUCAGCAUUUAGCAACGCUUGAAUCUAAAUCUGAUGUCAGCCAAGGUGUUGUUUAUUUAUGAUGCCAUGUUAUACUCUUUAGUAAAACCUAAGGAUGCUCCCUUCCAAACCUUAACAUGGAUUUUUCUUUAUUUAGUCAUGAAUAUGCAAUAUUACUGAGAAAUAAUUCAUUUGUUUUCAGUGGCUUUCAGAAAUGUGUUUUCUUUAUCAGUAAAUCUGACUAAUUUUUUUUCCCCUUUUAACCAUCAAGUCCGGGUAAUACAAUAAAAAUACACAGCAACUUCCCAGGGCCCCAGCAGACUCCUGUUUGCUCGUUUUGUCCAUCCGACAGUUCAAAAUCAAAAGGUGAUCACUGAUACAAAACCGAAAAGCCUCGUUUGCUUGACGUAAACA
Molecule: messenger RNA, 10042 nt
Organism: Toxotes jaculatrix (banded archerfish)
Lineage: Eukaryota; Metazoa; Chordata; Actinopteri; Toxotidae
Gene: anapc1
Product: anaphase promoting complex subunit 1
Exons: 53
Coding region: 177-6116 (1979 amino acids)
Biological process (GO): protein K11-linked ubiquitination; metaphase/anaphase transition of mitotic cell cycle; anaphase-promoting complex-dependent catabolic process
Cellular component (GO): anaphase-promoting complex
Molecular function (GO): molecular adaptor activity
Source: RefSeq, a predicted model, not a curated record